UUUCUUUAUUAUUUUUAUUAUUACUACUAUUAUCAUUAUUUGGGUUCUUCCUUCCGUCCCCGGCGGGAAGAGUUCGGGGAUGCCUGCUGGCAUGUUCAGCAUCGACAAUAUCCUCGCCGCCCGGCCUCGCUGUAAGGACUCUGUGCUGCCUCUGGCCCCUAGCGCCGGGGCCCCGGUGGUCUUCCCGGCCUUGCACGGAGACUCUCUCUACGCCAGCGCUUCAGACUACGGCAGCUUUUAUCCGCGUGCAGUAGCCCCCAGCGGAGCCGGCCUCCAGACUGCAGUCGGUAGCUCGCGUUUGGGUUACAACAGUUACUACUAUGGGCAGCUGCAAGUGCAAGCGACGCCCGUCGGCCCAUCCUGUUGUGGGGCGAUGCAACCUCUGGGGGCCCAGCAGUGCUCCUGCGUUCCAUCCUCAGGUUACGAUGGCUCCGGCUCAGUCCUGAUGUCUCCGGUCCCCCACCAGAUGUUGCCCUAUAUGAACGUGGGCACCUUAUCGAGGACAGAGCUGCAACUGCUCAACCAGCUCCAUUGCCGGCGGAAGCGGCGACAUCGAACAAUCUUCACGGAUGAACAGCUGGAAGCACUGGAGAACCUCUUCCAGGAAACCAAGUACCCCGACGUGGGCACCAGGGAACAGCUGGCUCGGAGGGUGCACUUGAGGGAGGAGAAAGUAGAGGUAUGGUUUAAGAAUCGAAGAGCAAAAUGGAGGCGGCAGAAAAGGUCGUCCUCAGAGGAGUCAGAAAACGCAAGGAAAUGGAGUAAGGCUUCGAAGCCAUCCCCAGAGAAAAGGGAAGAGGAAGGUAAAAGCGAUUUGGACUCUGAUAGCUGAUAGCCCCGGAAUGGAACUUUGGGACUUGCAUACCUUUAGAGACUUGCACAUACAAUGCUACUAUCUUGCACACUUGCUGCCUUUGUGGGGGAGAAGGAAGGGAAAUGAGGAAAACUGUAAACUGGUGUACAUAUUUCCUGAUGUUUCUUGUAUAGAACUGACUGCAGAGAGGCUCCGCCAGUCUAACAACCCCUUCCCUUCCCCUAUCCCAUUCUGUAGUAUUUAUAGUUAAGUUAAAGGUGAUGAUACAAUAAAUGGAUGGUGGCGAAAUAUAAUGCACCAAUAUCCAAUAUGUUUAUACAUCCUCUACCACCUCCUUCACAGACAGCAGCAAAAAGAAAAUUCAAUGCUUGAUUUAAAAUUCUUUUUAGUUUGAGGUUAUUGUUGGGAGGGAGUUGGUUUUUGAAUAGAGUUGCAAAAAGUUCAGUCAAGAAGGGAAUCAUGUAUUCCCAUUGGACUUUUGGAAACAUUCAUUUUUGGUCUGAUGAAUUAAUGGAAUGAUUUUAGACAAAUCAUUCUCCUUCCCAGCCCCCCAUUCCAAGCUUCAAUUUCUUCAUCAGAAAAACAAGGGGGUUAGGUCCACUUAUUUUAAAAGUUUCUUGAUCCAAUAGUUCUAUAGUUCAUGAUUCUGAGAGUUUACAUUUAAGGCAGAAAGAAGGAAUGCUGCUGGGAAGUCUCAGAAGGUCUGGACAAUGAAAUAGGGGAGACUGACUGAAGGUUGCUCCAGAAGUAUUAUUUCUCAAAAUACAAUAUACUCCAAGUUUUCACCCUCUUUUGAUUUAGUGUGGUUUAAUGAAAAAGAGACUGAAUCCAGUUUCAAGACACUGAACCUCUUUGGGCCUCAGUUUCCUCAUGGUAAAAUGAGGAGGGGGGGAUGAUUACUCUUAAGCACUUCCUGGAUACUUCCAAGAAACCAGGGCUGAAGAAAGGAGAAUCCUCACUCUCAUGCAAGAUCCCUUGUCUUGAUUAACUAGGCAGUCAGUGGCAAAGGCUGGGAACUGAAUGUCCAGGCAUCAAGAUAAAGCUACAAAUGAAGUAAGGACUGCUAGCCCCUAAUCAGUAGCUUUCUGGAGCUCUGGAUCCAUAUUGGCCAGAACGAAUACUGGUGAAGAAAAUCUCACACUCUUGCUUCUAUAUUCUCCUGCUACUUUCAAUAACUCGACCCCACUGAAAUCCUGCAACAGAGGCUAUUUCAGAGCCACUGACCUUGGUUAGUGUAAUCCCACUUCCCAAUCCUCAGUGCCCCUAUUCUCUUAUAGCCUUCAGAGCUGUAUCUCCAACAGGAAGUGUUCUGAACAGAUGGAGCCCUCUCUAUUUCCAUUCCAAAGUCUCUCAGACCCUCUCCCGUUUAAAAUUCUCUUUUCUGGAUCUGAGUAAACCCUUAACUGUUGCAGGGGUGCCAAAUUCUAUUGCUGAAUCACUAGACUAUAGAGUGUAGAAAAUGAGAAACCUGAAGCCAGAUAUGUGCUCAGGACUGUAUAAACUCUGGGGAUUUUGUUAUGGGUUUAAAACCUUCUUCCUUGCUUCUCUACACCCCUCCAACUUUGCAGUUUACUUUCCAAAAUACAAUUCUUAUUCUGUGCCAUCUUAUUUAAUGCCACCCUUCCCUCCACAACACACACACACACACACACACACACACACAAUAUUGUUGUCUAUUGUCAUUUAUUGCCUAUACCUCUUGCCUAUACUUACAUCUCCUUCUCCUAUAGAGUGAAGGUGUGGAAGGAAGAUAAAUUGAGGUCUGUUUCAAGAGGCUGCUUGAUUUUAUUGCUGUUCCCCUUGGAAAUGUCUUGAAGCUUUUUAGUUAAAUUGCAUCUCUUGACUUAAAGAGCUCAGAUGAGAAAGACCUUCUUCCAAUUUUGCUAGUUUCCAUAAAAUUCUUCACCCUCAGGCAGAUUUCCAGAGCAGCCCCUCUUUAAUUUCUUUCUCUUUUUUCCCCCUUUGGGACCUUUAGAAAGACCUGGAACUGGUGAGUCGUGGCUUUAAAUAGAAUUCCUCUUACAGUGAGGAUGUUUAUGCACUUUUAAAAUAAAAUGCAAUGAUACGCUAAAAAAAA
Molecule: messenger RNA, 2891 nt
Organism: Sarcophilus harrisii (Tasmanian devil)
Lineage: Eukaryota; Metazoa; Chordata; Mammalia; Dasyuromorphia; Dasyuridae
Gene: GSC
Product: goosecoid homeobox
Exons: 3
Coding region: 80-832 (250 amino acids)
Biological process (GO): regulation of transcription by RNA polymerase II
Cellular component (GO): nucleus
Molecular function (GO): RNA polymerase II cis-regulatory region sequence-specific DNA binding; DNA-binding transcription factor activity, RNA polymerase II-specific
Source: RefSeq, a predicted model, not a curated record